CCUAAUUGUUAGGGCAAGAGAUUUCAGAUAUUCUCUUUUUGCUUUCCAGCGAAGAUGUACAACGGAAUCGGGCUACAAACGCCGCGAGGCUCCGGCACCAACGGCUACAUCCAGACCAACAAGUUUUUCGUCAAGCCAAAGACGAACAAAGUCCUCGUAGACGGCGGCAAAGGUUUUGAGUCCGGCCAAGGAACUGCCGGAGUGACGAGGAAAGCGAACAAGGACAUUCUCGAACACGACCGGAAACGGCAGAUUCAGCUCAAACUUCUAGUCCUUGAGGAUAAGCUUACCGAUCAGGGAUACACCGAUGCUGAGAUUGCGGAAAAGCUCGAUGAAGCUCGACGUAAUCUGGAGGCAACAUCUGAAGAUUCUGGUGGAUCCACUGCUAUUGGCUAUGAAAGUUUGUUCAUUUUCAGGGUUUCGGAAACACAGACACACCAGAUUGCUGCUUUGAAGGAAAGGCAGAUGGAAACCUUAAAAGCUGCUCUCAAGAUAGGGGCUGAACACGAGACCCAGAAGAAGCGGCAUGAGGCUUUAGAUUUAGAUUCUGAAGAGAAUGAAGAUGGUGAUAAUAAUGAGCUUGUUGAUAGGAAGUGGCAGGGGAAGGACUUGAGAAAAGAGAAGGAUGAGGGUAAGCGUAAUAAGAAAACAGAGAAGAAAAAACGUGUGGAUUCUUCUGACACUGACAGCGGUGAUAGCCAUGCCAAAAAGCCUAAGAAGAAGAACCAUGAAAAAGCCCACUAUUCUAGUUCUGAUUCUGCUACUGCUGUUGAUAAUAAGUCAAAAAAGUUGUCUGCCAGGGAAAAAGAGGGUAGAAGGCGGCAUCACAGUGAUUCACUCUCUGAUUCUUCCUCAGAUUCUGAUUCUUAUCCAGAGUCUGAUCAGGAGAAGAAACAUGCAAAAUCCCGUAGGAGACAUUCUGAGGGUGAGUAUAAUGCUGGCCGUGAUGCAAAAGCCAGUAAGUUUCAACAAGGUAGAAGACACGAUUCUGAUGAGGAUGACUACAAAAAUGAUCGCGAUGUCGAUAACAAGAUGAUUCAGAAAGAGAGAAGGCAGGUUACUGAGAGUAAGUAUGAUGAUGGCCGUGAUGCUAAAAUCAAGAAGUCACAAAGAGGCAGAAGACAAGAUUCUGAUGAUGACGAUGAUGGUAGUGAUCGUGAUGUAAAAAGCAAGAAGAUUCAGGAAGGGAGGAGACAUGUUACUGCAGGUGAGUAUGAUGGUGGUCAUGAUUCUAAAAACAAGAAGUCUCGAAGAGGUAGAAGAUACGAUUCUGGUGAUGAUGAUAGUAAUGAUCGUGAUGUAAAAAGCAAGAAGAUUCAGGAAGGAAGAGACAUGUUACUGAGGGUGAGCAUGAUGAUGGUCGUGAUGCUAAAAACAAGAAGUCUCAAAGAGGUAGAAGACAUGAUUCUGAUGAUGGUAGUAACGAUCGUGAUGUAAAAAGCAAGAA
Messenger RNA from Nicotiana tabacum (common tobacco), 1447 nucleotides. The record is from RefSeq and is a predicted model, not a curated record. Lineage: Eukaryota; Viridiplantae; Streptophyta; Magnoliopsida; Solanales; Solanaceae.